AUGACAACAGAAGAUAUUCCAACGACUAGCGGACUAGCCGACUUUGUCGUCGACGGAAAGACGUACCAGACAUUCUACAUUAUAUAUGGCGAUUUGAGAAACCUGGGGAAGCGAAGGCCGUUGGUGGGAUUACACGGGGGACCUGGGUUCUCGCACCACUACAUGAUUAUCCCUGUCGUCUUAUACGACCAAAUUGGCAAUGGUGCAUCGUCGCAUAUCCGCGACGCCCCAACAGAGUUCUGGACCUUGGAGUUAUUCAUGAACGAGCUCGAAAAUUUACUAAAACACCUCGGAAUCCAAGAUAACUUCGACUUGCUAGGGCAUUCCUGGGGAGGUAUGCUAGCAUCCGCAUAUGCAUCCAUCCGCAUCCCAUCAGGUUUGCACCGCUUGAUAAUUGCCAACUCACCCGCCUCGGGCCCUCUUAUGAUGCAAGGAUUCAACGACCUCCUCGAUCUCCUCCCAGGAAACGCAGCAGAGAUCGUGCGCUCAAACGAGGCAGCCGGUACGCUCCAGGACUUAGACUAUCAAAAGACACUGGAGGUAUUCCAGAAGAAGCAUAUUUGCGCUUUGGACCCGUGGCCACAAGGGCUUGUAGAUUCAUUUGAGGAAUACAAGAAGGAUCAGACAGUCUAUCUUGCUUUGUGGGGGACGCUCGAGUUCCAGCUCACAGGAAACCUCAAGGAUUGGUCCAUCAUCCCCUCUCUAGCCCAAAUAUCCGUCCCCACUCUCCUCCUAUCCUCACCGCAAGACGAGAUCCAGCCUGUUGCAUACAUGCCAUUUUUUGAGCACAUCCCCAAAGUCAAAUGGGUUGAUAUCCCGGGGUGUUCGCAUGUCGCUAUGUACGAAGCGCCCGACAGGUAUUUUGAUGCCCUGAUCUCCUUCCUUAACGUUUAG
Molecule: messenger RNA, 894 nt
Organism: Psilocybe cubensis
Lineage: Eukaryota; Fungi; Basidiomycota; Agaricomycetes; Agaricales; Agrocybaceae
Exons: 5
Coding region: 1-894 (297 amino acids)
Biological process (GO): proteolysis
Molecular function (GO): peptidase activity
Source: RefSeq, a predicted model, not a curated record